ACCUUUGACCAGCCCAAUUGAUCUGGACUCUUGGGCAGGCAGCUGGGCCAACAGACAGGCGCCAUGAGGGCUCUGCUGCUCCUGGGGUCCCUGUUGGUGAGCCUGGAGUCGGCACUUUCGGUUCCACCACGUUGGAAAGCCCCCAAAGAGCAUAAGCACAGCAUAGAGGAGCUCACAGUGGGUCUUACUGUAACCGGGGAGCCCUGCCACUUCCCCUUCCAGUACCACCGGCAGCUGUACCAUAAAUGUAUCCACAAGGGCUGGCCAGGCCCCCGGCCCUGGUGUGCUACCACUGCCAACUUUGAUCAGGACCAGGAAUGGGGAUACUGCCUAGAGCCCAAGAAAGUAAAAGACCACUGCAGCAAACACAACCCCUGCCAGAAGGGAGGGAUCUGUGUGAAUACGCUGAGCAGCCCCCACUGCCUCUGUCCAGAACACCUCACUGGGAAGCACUGCCAGAGAGAGAAGUGCUUUGAGCCUCAGCUUCUCCGAUUCUUCCAUGAGAAUGAAAUAUGGCUUAAAACUGGACCAGCAGGGGUGGCCAAAUGCCACUGCAAGGGUCCUGAUGCUCACUGUAAGCCAAUGGCCAGCCAGGCCUGCCGCACCAAUCCGUGCCUCAAUGGGGGCCACUGCCUAGAGGUGGAGGGUCACCGUCUGUGCCAUUGCCCAAUGGGCUACACUGGACCCUUCUGUGACUUGGACACUGAGGCAAGCUGCUAUGAUGGCCGCGGGCUCAGCUACCGCGGCAUGGCCAGGACCACUGUCUCGGGCGCAGCGUGUCAGCGGUGGGCCUCGGAGGCCACCUACCGGAACAUGACUGCAGAGCAAGCGCUGAACAGGGGACUGGGCUACCACGCCUUCUGCCGGAACCCGGAUAAUGACACCCGCCCUUGGUGCUUCAUCUGGAAAGGCAACCGGCUCAGCUGGGACUAUUGCGACCUGCCACAGUGUGAGGCCCCACCCGCGGCAGUGUCUACACCCCAGAUUCACCUCGGGCGUCAAGACUUGCCCAGGCCCAGGCCUUCAGUAUUGCAGAAGCCUCAGCCCACGACCCAGAUCCCAGGUAGUUGGGGUCGGGGGAGUUCCAGCAGUGAGGGAGCAGGGCCAGCUAGAUUGCAGGCACCGGACAAACUGUCCAGGACCGGCCCGGUGCUCUGCGGACAGCGGCUGCGGAAGCGGUUGUCUUCUCUGAGUCGUAUCGUCGGCGGACUAGUGGCGCUGCCUGGUGCGCACCCCUACAUCGCCGCGCUGUACUGGGGUCACAAUUUCUGCUCCGGCAGCCUCAUCGCCCCUUGCUGGGUGCUGACUGCGGCUCACUGCCUGCAGAACCGGCCAGCGCCCGAGGAGCUGACGGUGGUGCUUGGCCAGGACCGCCAUAACCAGAGCUGCGAGCACUGCCAAACGCUGGCGGUGAGCUCCUACCGCCUGCAUGAGGCCUUCUCAUCCAUCAGCUAUCAGCACGACCUGGCUCUGCUGCGCCUGCAAGAGAACGCGGACGGCAGCUGCGCCCAACUGUCGCCUUACGUGCAGCCCGUGUGCCUGCCCAGAGAAGCCACCCCACCCUCUGAAUCCGAGGCUGUGCUCUGCGAGGUUGCCGGCUGGGGCCACCAGGUCGAGGGAGCGGAGGAAUAUUCCACCUUCCUACAGGAGGCACAGGUGCCCUUCAUCUCCUUGGAACGUUGCUCCACCCCUGAAGUGCACGGCGACGCCAUUCUUCCUGGGAUGCUCUGCGCUGGCUUCCUUGAGGGCGGCACUGACGCGUGCCAGGGUGACUCCGGGGGCCCUCUGGUGUGUGAGGAUGAGGCGGCAGAGCCCCGGCUCACUCUUCGAGGCAUCAUUAGUUGGGGCUCUGGCUGUGGCGACCGCAACAAGCCCGGCAUCUACACUGAUGUGGCCAACUACCUGACUUGGAUCCAGAAGUACACAGCUUCCUGAUUGCCCAGGGACUCCUCUUUUCGCUCCUGGGUGAUUCCACAGUGGGAAGAUGUGGGGCAUUAUCAUGGAUAGUAAAAAUGGUGUCACAUUCCUUUCACCAGCUGGGUGUCACCAGCCAGGCUACAGUGUAGGAACUCAAUAAAGGGCUUUGCAAAUGC
Molecule: messenger RNA, 2093 nt
Organism: Fukomys damarensis (Damara mole-rat)
Lineage: Eukaryota; Metazoa; Chordata; Mammalia; Rodentia; Bathyergidae
Gene: F12
Product: coagulation factor XII
Exons: 14
Coding region: 64-1935 (623 amino acids)
Biological process (GO): blood coagulation; zymogen activation
Cellular component (GO): rough endoplasmic reticulum; extracellular region
Molecular function (GO): calcium ion binding; serine-type endopeptidase activity
Source: RefSeq, a predicted model, not a curated record